Molecule: messenger RNA, 8213 nt
Organism: Mauremys mutica (yellowpond turtle)
Lineage: Eukaryota; Metazoa; Chordata; Testudines; Geoemydidae
Gene: KIRREL1
Product: kirre like nephrin family adhesion molecule 1
Exons: 15
Coding region: 206-2482 (758 amino acids)
Biological process (GO): cell-cell adhesion
Cellular component (GO): cell-cell junction
Molecular function (GO): cell adhesion molecule binding
Source: RefSeq, a predicted model, not a curated record
GCCACUCCGGAGCGGCAGCCAGAGCGAGCCCGGAGCGAGCCAGCCGGAGGCCCCUCGCGCCGGAGCCGUGGAAAUGGUUUGGCGGCGGCGCUGAAGCCGGGCAGGGCGCGGAGAAGGCGAGAGACGCCCCCCAGCUCCGCGCACCGGACCCCGGAUCCCCCCCUGCCCCCCGCGCCCCCCCAGCUCCCGGGCCAAAGGCGGGAGCAUGCGGAAUCUGCGGCUCUUUCUGCUCUGGGUUGUGACUCUGGCUGACACGCAGUGCCAAGUUGUCCAGACCCGGUUCAGCGAGGAGCCGGAGGAUCAGACCGUGGUGGCCGGGCAGAGGCUCGUCCUGUCCUGCGUGGUGCUGAACUACUCCGGGAUCGUGCAAUGGACCAAAGACGGCCUGGCGCUGGGCAUGGGGCAGGGGCUGAAAGCCUGGCCGCGCUACCGCAUCAUCGGCACGGCAGACUCCGGACAAUACAACCUGGAGAUCACCGACGCCGAGCUCUCGGAUGACGCCUUGUACGAGUGCCAGGCCACAGAGGCAGCGCUGCGCUCCCGGCGGGCCAAGCUCACCGUCCUGAUUCCCCCUGAAGACCCGGUGAUCGACGGGGCCCCCGAGAUCCUGCUGCGGGCAGGCACCCCGUACAACCUGACGUGCCGGGCUCGCAGCGCCAAGCCCGCCGCCACCAUCGUCUGGUUCCGGGACGGGCUGCAGCAGGAAGACGCCAGCACCAGCACGGAAGUGUUAGCAGACGGCAAGAGGGAAACCACGGUCAGCCAGCUCCUCAUCAACCCCACAGACGCGGACAUCGGGCGGGUCUUCGUCUGCCGGAGCACCAACGACGCCGUCCCGGCCGGCAAGGAGACCUCCGUCAAGCUGAACGUGCACCAUCCCCCCACGGUCACCCUCUCCAUCCAGCCCCAGACGGUGCAGGAAGGCGAGCGGGUCGUCUUCACCUGCGUGGCCACCGCCAACCCGGAGAUCAGAGGCUACAGGUGGGCCAAAGGUGGCGUGAUCAUCGAAGAAGCCAAGGACAGCAAGUACGAGACGCAGGUGGAUUAUUCCUUUUUCACGGAGCCCGUCUCGUGCGAGGUGCACAAUGACGUGGGAAGCACCAACGUCAGCACCCUGGUGGACGUGCACUUCGCCCCUCGGAUUGUGGUGGAUCCCAAGCCCACAACCACCGACAUCGGCUCAGAUGUGACGCUGACGUGCGUGUGGACCGGCAACCCCCCGCUGACCCUCACCUGGACCAAAAAGGAAUCCAACAUGGUGCUGAGCAACAGCAACCAGCUCUACCUGAAAUCGGUCACCCAGGCCGACGCCGGGCAGUACAUCUGCAAAGCCAUCGUGCCCAGGAUCGGCGUGGGGGAGCGGGAGGUCGCCCUCUUUGUCAACGGCCCCCCGAUCAUCUCGAGCGAGGCCGUUCAGUACGCGGUGCGCGGCGACCGCGGGAAAGUGGAGUGUUUCAUCGGGAGCACGCCACCCCCCGACCGCAUUGCCUGGGCCUGGAAGGAGAACAUCCUGGAAGCUGGCACGCUGGAGCGCUACACGGUGGAGAGAACCAACACGGGCAGCGGGGUCCUUUCCACCCUGACCAUCAACAACGUGAUGGAGGCCGAUUUCCAGACCCGCUACAACUGCACGGCCUGGAACAGCUUUGGGCCGGGGACGGCCAUCAUCCAGCUGGAGGAGAAAGAAGUCCUGCCCGUGGGCAUCAUCGCCGGAGCCACCAUCGGGGCCAGCAUCCUCCUCAUCUUCUUCCUCGUCGCCCUGGUCUGCUUCCUCUACCGGCGCCGCAAAGGAAGCCGCAAGGACGUGACCCUGCGCAAGCUGGACAUCAAGGUGGAGACGGUGAACCGGGAGCCCCUGACGCUGCACGCGGACCGCGAGGAGGACACGGCCAGCGUCUCCACGGCAACCCGCGUCAUGAAGGCCAUCUACUCGUCGUUCAAGGACGACGUGGACCUGAAGCAGGAUAUGCGGUGCGACACCAUCGACACGCGGGAGGAGUACGAACUCAAGGACCCAACCAAUGGCUACUACAACGUUCGCGCCCACGAGGACCGCCCGCCCUCCCGCACCGUGCUCUACGCUGACUACCGCACCCCGGGCCCCGCCCGCUACGACAUGCGCCCCUCCUCCCGCCUCUCCCACUCCAGCGGCUACGCCCAGCUGAACACCUAUAGCCGGGGCCCUGCGUCGGACUACACCACCGAGCCGGCCCCGGGGCCCCCGCCGGGCACCGCCACGGGCGAGACGGCCAGCCAGCUCUCCUACGAGAACUACGGCGGCCACGCCGCCUUCCCGCCCAGCACCGGCUACGCCACCUACCGCCUGGGCUACAGCCAGCCCCCCCCGCCCAGCCUGGACCGCGCCCCCUACGACGCCUACGACCCCAUGGGCAAGUACGCCAGCGCCACCCGCUUUUCCUACACCUCCCAGCACUCGGACUACGGGCAGCGGUUCCAGCAGCGGAUGCAGACUCACGUCUGAAGGACCUGGGGGCUGUGGGGGGACGAUCCUCACCGGAGACAUGAGGGGGGGGUCACAGGUACUGUGUGACUGUCCUCUGAUAUUCAGGGGCUUUUCCUGAACCCCCCACGCCCACCCCUCCAGCACCAGGAUUCUCAGCCUGCCCGGCGACUGCACCUCUCACCGCCUGGAUUCAGGGGACCCUGGCAUCCGGCUGACUCUGGGGACCCUCCUCCCCUAUAUCUGAGCUUCCAUCCAGCCACCCAUCAUGUUGUCUUUGUUCGUUCUUUUCAGCCCAUGUCUCGAGGGGCCGGCGCCCUCCCCGACUGGAAAGAAAACCGAUUUUUGAGGGGCUGCGGCGCCUCAACCCCACCCCUGCCCUGCUGACGCGUGGCUGGAGGCCGGAGAAAGCGUGCUGGGAGCUGCAGGGGGGGAGAGUCCCUCCCACGGCCUGGAUCCGGAAACUUGCCCCCGGCCAUGCCGGGGAGAGCCGAUUUCUUUGCCACGUGUCGGAUCUUUGAGGGGAGACGGGCUGAGAGCUGAACUCCGCAGGGGUGAAAGGUUGUGACAACAAGGGGGGAGAGGGUUGUGGGGCGGCGGAGGACCAAGCAGCGAUGGGGGGUGGCUGAGGGCAGGCGAGGCUGUGCAUUGCCCCAGGGGCCGUGGGAUCCCUGGGGUCUGCAACAGGCUCCCGCACAGCUCGGCCGCUAGGAGGCAGAGAGUUGUGCCGUCUCCGGCUCCCAGGGCACGAUGGGACUCGCCGCAGCGGGCACAGGGGGCACUGCGCUCUAGAUGUGAACACGCCGGGGGGGCCUGGUGCCUGUCGGCCGGCAGGCCGGCUCACCCUGCAGCCAGCCUCCGACUGGGCAAAGGGCUCUGAUCCCGCCUCAGCGCCCAUCGCUCAGCGCCUGGCAGGAUCGGGCCCUAACGUGGAAGACUAACCUGGAGCAGCAGCUUUCGAUCUAGGCCAUACCCGGGACCCCCAUCCAAUACCAGGACCCCCUAUUCUAGAGCAGGGUCCCAUGUUCAAUACCGGGACCCCCUAUACAAAUCCUCCCUCCUCCAUCCUGGGACCCCCCCUACAGUACAGGUACUUCCUAUCCUAUCCCAGCACCCCUUUCCCAUAUUGGGAUCCCUCCUGCCCCACUUAGCAAUAUGGGCAGGGUGAAAUGCUCGCGACCCUUAUGGUGCGAAUCCCUGACCUAGAUGGCGCUGCUGGCCCUAGGGAGAAAGGUCAGCCCCACACCCGAGUGCUUCCAUUCACAACAGCACAAUCCAGACCCCGGCCAGUCCAGAGUCUCUCUGGGCGGCCGGAUCCCUUGCCGCUUGCACCCCAAAUUGGAUCCCUCCCCCGUGUGGUGUUCCUCUUCAAAAGAAAGCAAGGGGCCCCGAUCUCUCCCCCUGUACCCCGUCCGUCCAGGGCCGAGCUGACUCCAUCCCCCGUCCCUAGCACUUUGAAUACAUUUCUUUGGGUUUAUGUUGGGUUUUUUAUAUAUAUAUUUUAUACGGGGGUGGGGUUGUUGAUUGAUUGGUUGGUUGGGUUUUUUCCUCCGAAAGGACCAAUUGGAAUCCUGCCUCUUCCACCAUUUCCUGUGCCUUGAACUUCAGCUUUAUUUGACCCGUCGGCGUUCACUUGCGCGGUGGAACCGAGCGAAGGGGGCGGGAGCGCUGGCCGGGCGAAAUGUUUUAGGGGCUGGUGGCACCCCGGGGUGGGGAAGCUGGAGGCUCGUGUCUCCCUCUAGUGUCUGGCACCAGCCACUACAACUGCCUGUCCCCGAGGCCAGGGGAGGAGCUGCCCCUUUAGCCUGAGGCAUCGAGAGCUGUGUUUUUAGAGCUGAAGGUCACGAGUUUGAUCCCCAGUGGCGGAUGCAGUCUCCACUGACGAUAGGGGCUUUCCAGGGCUGCCCACUGAGAAAUGAUGGGGGGCCCUGGAAUUCCCAGGGUUGUUAUUUUGGUGGGGGUGAGGGGUUUCCUUCAAGCUUCCCAAGUAUCCCAGUGAAGCUGCAGCCCACUCCUGGAAGGGAUCAGGGGGGCUCUGUUUUCGAAGCCUGGCAGUGCCAUUCCCCAGCCAGCCAGAGGGGGCACUGAUGAGCGACACUGGGUCCCGCCCUGCAGCGUGAGCAAUGCAAGUCCUGAACGGCGGUGAGCAGGACCCCGGCCGCCACCUUCACUGCCCUUUCCGCCAUCGCUCCAUUAGGGACCAGGACUCGAACCCAGGCCCAACUUCUCCACAGUCACGCCCGGCCCAGGUAUCGAACUCUGAUCUCCCGCGUGGCUGGGUAGAGUACGAAGCCACCAGCCCUGUCUUGCCUGUUUCCUCCUAGUACCUACCGGUGUGGCAGGGCCGUAAGCACCCUGGGCCGUUCCCGCUCUGGGCCGCAGCAGUUCUGGAUCUGUUCCUGUGACCUUGCAGCGUCGGUUUCAUUUGGACAAAUCGGGGCCUUGAUUUUAAGUACAGAUAACGCCUCCCCACACCCUUACAUUACGGAGCCAUUCAGAUACUGUACAGCCGUGAGCCGCGUGGGUUAUCGGCACGUCAGCAGAAGGGGUGAGCCGUGGUUAUAGCGGCCGCUUGGCCGGCUGGUGCCUAUAACAAUCUAGACCGGUGGGGUCGCCAUUUAUUGAAACAUCGCCUGACCCUUUAUUGACCCUGUUUGGAAGCAGCUGGAAUUUGGUCGUGUCUCCUGAUAUGGGCUUUUCCUGCCCUAUUUAUGGGACUUAUCCAGCGGCCAUUAACCUGGCACCUGAGAACUUCACAAUCUUCACUGGGCAGGCUGGGCAGGGCUGGUCCCUGGGGCACCUGGCACUGGCCACUGUCGGAAGGCAGGACACUGGGCUAGAUGGACCCUUGGGCUGACCUAGGAUGGCCAUUCUUAGGGUCUUAGCCGCCUGGUACAGAUGGGAAACUGCAGCCCAGAGACCCAGAUUUUUACAGGUGUUUUGGCGUAGCUGCACUCAGCAUCGCAACGCCUAAUGGAUUUAGGAACCCGGAUCAUUUCCAAAGGGGUUUAGGCACUCCCGAGCCUAACCCUCAUGGGCAGCUGAUGGGAUUUUUGCUCCAAAGUACCUAAAUCCUUUUGGAAGCUGAGUUUUAGCUCCCAAAUGAGUUAAGUGUUGCAAAACUGGGCGCAACACUGCCCAGUGUCUGGCUCAGUCAUGCGUCCCGGGUCAGAUGGGAGAACAGAGUUGACCCUGGGUCUACCUGGUCUCAGGAUAACAACCUGAUCCGGGGACCAGCUCUUAACGCGCCACUUUCAGGAGUCACGUUAUUUUGAACUUCAGCUUUUCCCCCCCUUAGUAAUACAUUUCUAGCUCUUGUGUUUUUAAAGAUAAAAAACCCAGGAUUUAACCACUAGACAUCACGCUCCUCCCAGCACCUGCAAACUUGACCCUGAAAGGUUCAGAUGCCUGCAGGAGAAUCAAAAGAACCCAGUUCUUUUCCCAGCGCAUGAUUUGUGGGAGGUCUGAUUUGCGAUUUGUGAAUGGUUGGGAUUGGCAGCACUGGCAGCGGGAUCUUAAUAUAAAGUCUGAGCCAAAGCUGGCGUCGUGGUCCAUGACUGGAGCCAGGGGCUGCUGCAAUACAGAUAAUAAUGACUAAUAGUCACCAGAAGUAACAAACCAGUGCUGGCUAAUUUGCUGGCAUGAGUCGGUCAUGUGAGAAGGGGUUUUUUUUAUAUGAAUGUAUCUAAAUAUAUAUUUGAUAUAAAUAUCCUGCCAAGCAAAUUCUUGAAAGCCAGAAGCACAUGUUCUUAAUGCUCAGCGGUAUAUAAUUAUAGAUCAACACCCCCCCUAAAACUUCUGCUUUGAGGCAGGCAGCUGGCACGGGAAAUUUCAGCCCGAAGGGUUAACGUCUGCAAUGUUCUAAGCAACUGAAAACAGGGUCUUAGAAUGGAACAUGUCGGGCAACCUUAACUCUAGGGGGCGCGCCGUGCACCCUGCAGAGAUCAUGGGGGUUUGGCUGGGCGUGUGUAGAGGGCCGUGGAAAAUGAGGGCAAAGCAAUAAUUCCUCGAGGGAGAGGGUUGUGUCUGGGAGGGGGAGCUGGGGCAAAGCCGUAGGGCAUAGCGGGUCCUGGAGCUCAAAUCCUGAGAGAUUUGUUUUUUCGCUUGAUCUCAGUCUAGCUUCAGGGUUUGAAUGGCCCCUGGACGGCUGCCCUGCGCUUCCCUCUCUUGAGCAUUUGUGCUCCGCAGUGUAAACUGCUUGUGGCUAACUCCAGCUCACGGGGACUGGCUCCCAGGGGUGAGAGCCAGGACGCCUGGGUUCUAUUCCCAGCUCUGGGAGGGGAGGGAGGUCUAGUGGUUAGAUCAGAGGACUGGGAGUCAGUUCCUAGCUCGGGGAGGGGAGUCUAGUGGUUAGAUGUGAGGCCUGGGAGUCUGGACUCCUGGGUUUUGGUUGGUGUCACCCAACCCAUGGGGUGUUCUGUCUCCCCCUAGUGGCGGCUUGGCUGCACAACUAGAGAUUGACGCGCCGGCCACAGCUUGGCUACCGGAUGAGCUCAGGGCUAGCAGAGGCCCAGGCAUCAAGAUUCAGAGGUUCCCACGUACAAUUCCUGCUGUCGACAGCCCACCCAAGGGCGCGGGAUUACGCCCAGGUCCUUGAAUUUGCAGGGGUUGGCAUGAGUAACUUUAAACCAUUUGCAGUCAAACCGGUGCAAGUACUGUGUGUGGAGCAGCCACUGGGAGCUGGGAACCCAGUUCCCGGGGAAUUUCCCGGGGAGUUGGGUGCCGAGCUGCCUUCGGUGGCUUUGCAUCCCCCAACAGAGCGCCCCUUGGGCAGCUGGACGAUGGGAGCGGUUCGGCCCUGACGGCGCCAGGUUAGCUCAGUGCCGGAAGCCAGCACAGGAUACGGCCGGGGGCGGGUGGGUUCCUCUCCAUUCGGGACCUCGGUGAUGGGUCGGGCGGCGCUCUCUGUCUGCCUUGUCCCACAGCUCUAGAGGGGUCUCGUCAGCUGAGCCCAGCACCUGGGCGGUCUUUCCUUUGCAUCAGGGCACUGGGGCUGUGGAGAGAGACUGGACAGAUCCCCCCACCUACAAACCCCGGCAGUCAGGACCAACCCACCCCUGGGUUCGAUUCACUCCCUCUGGUGCUAAUUCACAAGCCUUCACCCUUGGCAGACACCCCGCCCCCUGCCAUGGCUGAGUCCAAGGGUGGGGGAGCAGACCCAGCAUCACCCUCUUUGAAGGAGUUAACCUUGACCCCCUUCCCCCCCCCCCCCAAGGGACCUUUAAAACAGGCCUGAUCCUGCACGGCCCUGAGCCCGAGCCCAGGAACCGCGCUCGCGGCCUGCAGCUUUAAUUCAGGCGUCGCCACUAUCAGGCCAUGUGGCUUUUUUUCUUCCCUAGCGGUGCCUGUGGGGACCCCCCGGUGACCCCCGUUCUCCCUCGCCCCAGUCUAGAGCGGGGGGGGAAGCGGUGAGACUGGCCCUCCCCCCGACGGUGCCGGGAUCCUCUUUAGCAAUAGCAACCCUCACUGUGCAAAGCCUGGAGCCGAGCGGCUUUACGUGCGGGAUCGUCUCCGAGGUUAUGCAGCCCCCGCCCCGCACACACCUUCCAGCUCAUUCCUAAACACCCAGGCUCAUUGGAUCCCCACGGGAAUGUGUGGGGGGGGUAUUUUUCUUAGCACAGGCCCUUUUAGAUUUCUAGAGACGUGUAUCUGUGAUUCCCCUGCACCCCUUGCCCGGCCCCACCUUGGAUUAUUUUUUUCAUUUUCCUUUUUUUUUUUUAAAUAUUAUGUACUAUAUUUUUAGUCUUAAACA